This is a messenger RNA of Jatropha curcas, 1065 nucleotides long. RefSeq names its product MAP kinase substrate 1 (gene MKS1). Gene Ontology annotation, cellular component: nucleus. NCBI's taxonomy places the organism in Eukaryota, Viridiplantae, Streptophyta, Magnoliopsida, Malpighiales, Euphorbiaceae. The record is from RefSeq and is a predicted model, not a curated record.
UUAUUAUUCUUAAUUUCCAACUUAUACCAAAAACAAUUCAAACACCCAAAAAAUUACAUUUUCCCCUUUCUCUCACUUUCUCUCUCCACCAUCCAUAUUUUCAGUUUUCGCCCCCAGCGUUGAUGGAUCCGUCCCGAUUUUUCAUCGGCGGCAACCCACCCCCGCCACCACCGCCACGACAAUUACAAUCAAAGCCGCCACAACCACCGCCGCCAAAAAAAAGGAACCAAAUCCAAGGCCCUCGUCCUACCGCACUUAAAGUCCACCAAGACUCUCACAAAAUCAAGAAACCCCCACUUCCUCCACCACAGCAACCUGUAAUCAUCUACGCUGUCUCUCCAAAAGUUAUCCACACGGAGGUUUCCGACUUCAUGGCCGUCGUCCAACGCCUGACAGGAUUAUCCUCCGGUGACUUCUCCGGUGACGGCGAAAUAUCACCAGCAGCAAGAUUAGCUGUUACAGAGAAAGCAAGUCCAAGAGAAAGAAACUCUAACACUAACUGUGAUGAAGGUAAUAAUGAUCUAAUGGAUAUGAUAGGAGAAGUGGAAAUAAGUCAAUUUCCGGGAAUCUUAUCUCCGGCGCCAGAGACGUUGUCUCCGGUAUCAUCUGGAUUCUUUUCUCCGGUAAUAGAUCCAAAUUUCUUCAAUGAUGUGAUGAGUAGUCCGUUUGGAAAUAGUAGUUUUGUGGUUAGUCCUUCUGGGUUGUUACCAACUUCUAGUUUAGUUUCUCCUUUACCUUCACCGGACAUCUUCAACUUGUUAAUGGAUUUUUAGGCAAGAGAAGAAAUUGUUGACUUCGAAAAUGGGGUUGACUGAUGUUUGAUUGCUUGACGAAGUGAAUUAGAAGAAAUGUAGAAAAUUUAUUAAUUUCAGUUUUUUCUUUUUAAUUUUUGAUUUUUGAUUUUUGAUUUUUGUUUGUGGCUGUUAUUAUUUUUGUUAUAGGGGAGCUAGGACGUAGUUAUGGGUUGGGCAUUGAUAACUCUGAUUCCAAUUGUACGAACUAUUCAGGUUUUGUAAUUUGUAUUAAUAAAAUUUAAUUAAUUUUAUUAGUAAAUAAGGUUGAAUA